AACGGGAAGGUGUGUUUCCGGAAGACGUGGCUGUUGAUGCAGUGGCAGCUGUUAUCCCAGUCAUUCCUAGAAGAAAUCAUCUGUAUAACCCUGCCUUUGUUUCUGUUUAAUCUUCUGUCGGUUAUUCAGCGUCAAGAUGAUUUCCCUGACGGACUCCCAGAAGAUUGGGAUGGGAUUAACAGGGUUCGGCGUGUUUUUCCUCUUCUUUGGGAUGAUCCUCUUCUUUGACAAAGCGCUUCUAGCCAUUGGAAACAUCCUGUUUGUUGCUGGACUCGCCUUCGUCAUCGGGCUGGAGAGGACUUUCCGCUUCUUCUUCCAGAAGCACAAGAUGAAGGCCACCAGUUUCUUCCUGGGAGGAGUGUUUGUGGUUCUGAUCGGCUGGCCCAUCGUCGGAGUCCUGCUGGAGAUUUAUGGGUUUUUCCUCUUGUUCAGGGGCUUCUUCCCGGUGGUGGUUGGCUUCAUCAGGAGGAUACCCGUACUCGGCUCCAUCCUUAACUUGCCUUUCUUCAGCGCAUACGUGGACAAAGUGGGCGAGAGCAACACCAUGGUAUAACAGACUCUUUCUAGCCAGGAGCUCUCCCUGGCGCUGACUCCCAGCAGCAGAGGACAUGUAAUGUCCCGUCUGUCUCUGAAGGACCGACUCCUACUAAGGUCACUACCACGAACUGAUCCCUCGCUGCCUCUGCUGACUGCAUCCUGCACAAAGACUAUGGAUGAAGACUCGCGGUGGACUCCUGAGCCCACACUCCAAGGAUGAGAGCGGACCUUCAGCCUGCCAUGUUACAUUUCUGUGCCUGUGCUUUAACUUUAUGUGGACGAAGUCCAGCAUCUUGUCUCUCUGCAGUUCUUCUGUGUUUCUCUGUUGCAGCUGUUUGAACGUCUGUUGCCACAUUUCCGUUGUUACAUGUCAGUUGUGGUGAUGUUUGGUGAGGAUGCUUCAGCAUAAAUUAUUUUUAAAGGACCAGUGCUUGGCUUCAUUCCUGGUGAGAUGCUGGAGGAUCAUGUGGGUGUUUAUGAGUCAUGUGGGAAACGUGUGACGGGGUCAUGUGAAGCUAAUGCUAAGAGGCACUCUGUCCUAUCUCACGGCACCGUGUGAUUGGUUCCCAGCUCUUAGAGCUGGACUUAAGGGAAUUCUGUUGCAGAUCAACUAAAGUGGAGCAUCACUGUCUGAAGUUCGAAACUGCUGUGUGCAGAUCUCUAUUUCACCUCUUGAUGGGGACCAGUUUCUCUCAGCUCUUGUUCACGAUGAGCAGGAAUCCACAAAGAACUUCAUCAUUAUGAUGUACAUGCAGCCUUUUAUGUAGCUUAAAUCUGUUUCCUCGGAAAACAGCCUGAUGUGACGAGUGUGCCCACUAACCAGAGAGACCCAAGCUGUAAUCAGGCUGAAAACGAGAGGAGUUCAAAUCUAAGCAACUUCUAUACAACCACCGCUCCAAAACUGGUCAGAUCUCUGUGUAAAUGUUAAUAAAAACACAAUGCAAUGAUU
Molecule: messenger RNA, 1486 nt
Organism: Melanotaenia boesemani (Boeseman's rainbowfish)
Lineage: Eukaryota; Metazoa; Chordata; Actinopteri; Atheriniformes; Melanotaeniidae
Gene: golt1ba
Product: golgi transport 1Ba
Exons: 5
Coding region: 137-553 (138 amino acids)
Biological process (GO): endoplasmic reticulum to Golgi vesicle-mediated transport; retrograde transport, endosome to Golgi
Cellular component (GO): endoplasmic reticulum; membrane
Source: RefSeq, a predicted model, not a curated record